Penicillium riverlandense is the source of this 702-nucleotide messenger RNA. RefSeq lists its product as uncharacterized. Gene Ontology annotation, molecular function: DNA-binding transcription factor activity, RNA polymerase II-specific. Gene Ontology annotation, cellular component: nucleus. The transcript is spliced from 3 exons. NCBI's taxonomy places the organism in Eukaryota, Fungi, Ascomycota, Eurotiomycetes, Eurotiales, Aspergillaceae. The record is from RefSeq and is a predicted model, not a curated record. The coding region runs from base 1 to 702 and encodes 233 amino acids.
AUGCAGCUAUCGUAUGAGUAUUUGAGGCUGUACGCAAAUGCUUUCGCCUUUCAAGCCGCUGCGCUUCGAACAUUAUCGCCCAAUAGGUCAGCACUUGAUCACGAAACUGACCACAUCAAAAGCCUUGGAUCUCUUCCUGAAGCUCGCUUCAAGUAUGAGUCAAUCGAUGCCGCCAAGUCGUUGCUGACCAUUGUCAAUAACUACAUUCUGUCCGCGGAAAAUCUGAAUACGUUCCCAAUACGCUUUCCUUUGUAUUGUGUCAAUGCUGCUGUUUUUCUCUACAAGAUAUGGACCCUCAAGGCCAUUUCGAAACCAGAACGCGAGAGCAUCCGCAGAUUGAUUAAUGAUACAAUAAAUUCCCUUCGAAGAGGAACCAAUCAGCCCUCGGAACUCGGAGCGAGGUAUGCGCAUCUACUCGAAGUUCUGUGGGAACGAGCAGAUCAGCGGCCCGGCAUCAAUGAUGAGACCUCGGACUUUGAGAAUCGAACAUGUCAAACAGCUCGACCACAAGAAUACGCACCUCGGGAAGGGUUUUCGUGGCUCGACUUGGAGGCUAUUGGGGACUUUGUAUGGGGUGAUUCGGUUUUAAACGAGGGCUUUGAUUUCGCCAACACACAGCAAUCAAUGGACAACUUGCGCGAAGGUGUCGACUGGAACGACACGCAUAUGCUCGCAGGUAAUGAGUUUUCUCGAAUAUUCUAA